Messenger RNA from Rodentolepis nana, 723 nucleotides. The record is from the annotation of a GenBank genome assembly. Lineage: Eukaryota; Metazoa; Platyhelminthes; Cestoda; Cyclophyllidea; Hymenolepididae.
AUGCGCGUACAAUGCGUCAGAGCAGAGAUCCGAGAUGACGCCCAAACGGCUGCUGCUGCUACGGCUACACAACGAAAGUUUGCACUGGGUCUUCAGUUUCCCUGCGCCUGGCUUGAACGAGAUGGGUUUUUUGAUCCACGGAAUAAUUUUGUCUCAAAAACACCAUUUGUGCAGAGCCGGUCGCAGUGUACUGGAAGGGGCCAUUGCUAUAUGAACUGGUUGCCAAUUAACUCACCUCACUCAAUUACAUUUAAGCUUAUUGGCAUUGAUGAUAUGCAGGACUACCAGUUCCAGGCACACUUUUGCGAUCCAGUGUAUAGAUCGCAGCAUCUGCACUGUACCAAACAAGAGGGUGAGGUGGCUUUCACAUUGCGACAGAUUGGUACUUGGCUCACGCUGACCAACGUUUUCUGUCGCUGCCCCCAACCCACAGAGGUUUCCUCGGUCAGCUACGCUCACGGCGUCAGACCCACUGAUUUGGCUUUCAGGGGCGUCUUCUACGAAAUGACCUGCGCCCCUAUGCGUGAAUGCAGAUCCGACGAGAGCUGUUUCAUUGAGACACCAAGCACGGACGGUCUACUCUACGGAGGCAAGGUGAUGUGUCAAUGUCCAAAGAAAACAUUCUGUCCCAUCUACUUCAUUGGCAAUAAACGCACUGCUUACACAGACAGUCAAAACAGGCUCACGCACUACGGCAUUAAAUGCAAAAAGCGAUCCUAUUAG